CAUUUCUCUCUCUCUCUCCCCCUCACACACAUCGAACGAACCCGUUUUCAUUUCGCUAGUGAGCGAGUACGAAUACAAAGAGGAAAAAUUCUCUUUCUCUUUCUUUCUCUCUCUCUUACUUACUUGACCUAUCGGUUUUCAAUUAACCGGAACCCUAGCUCGAUCCACCGGCAAAUUAAAGAUUCCGAUGAGCGUACGAUUGGGGAAGACUUGAGGAUCGACCGGCCUGGAUUUCGUCACCGGAUGGAGGGAGGUAGCGUCUCUAGACUUACUUGUUCUGGUAUACACCCAUGGAUUAUGAUGACAAUGAUUUUCAAAGCCAGAAUCUCCAUUUAGCUGGUGAAGGAAGCAACAAAUUUCCUCCUGUUCUAAGGCCGUAUGCUCUUCCAAAAUUUGAUUUUGAUGACAGUCUUCAUGGACCUUUAAGGUUUGAUAGUUUGGUUGAAACUGAGGUUUUUCUUGGUAUUGAAAGUAACGAAGAUAGCCAGUGGAUUGAAGAGUUCUCUCGGGGUAGUAGUGGGAUACAGUUUAGUACAAGUGCAGCAGAGUCUUGCUCAAUUUCGAGGCGUAACAAUGUCUGGUCUGAGGCGACUUCCUCAGAAUCUGUUGAAAUGUUAUUAAAAUCAGUUGGUCAGGAAGAACUUAUUCCUGCACAAACUAAUACUAAGGAGUCAGAUGCCUGUGAUGAGCUGGGUUGCAUAAUAAAGCAAAUGGACCCCAGCUUGAAACAGGAUAGUAAUAUACCAACUAGGGUGGUAGAUGUUACAAAUGUACAACCUACGCCACUGCCAGCUGAAUAUUCAGAGAAUUUCUCUGUGUUAGAUGAUGAUGGCAGUGGGCAGCAGCCUCAAACUGAGGAUGGUUCACAGAUUUAUAAAGAUGAUGAAUCUGUUGCUCAAGGUUCUGGUGACCUCACUGCUAUUAGUGUAGAUGUUGGAUUGCCCAUUGCUGAGGGGAGUCCAUUCAUUGAUGACAAGUGUGAUGACAUUAAUGAAAGGGAAGUUGAUAAUGUUGUUGAUAAAACUUUAGAUAACAGGAAACAAGAAGGUUCUGCUUCAGGGGUACAACUUGAUAGUGCUAUUGCUUCUAUGCAAAACAUCAUUACUGGAAGCAAUGAAUUUAGUAAUGAAGGUUCCUUAAAUAAUGUAAAUGAGAUUGCUCAUGAGAAUAUAGAUGCUUCAGGAAUAGAUGAGAUUGAGCAUAAGGAGAAAGGGAGUGUUUUAAGCCAAGAUGUUCAAAUGCAUACCACAAUUUUGAAUGCGGAAAUGGUUGAAGCGAGUGCUCCUCAUUUUGAAAAUACCAUUUCUAUAGCCUCAGGAAAAUCUGUGGAAGAAACGAGUACAAUUGAAACUAACUUGGGUAACAUGGAGGAACCUUGUAUAAUAUCCAAGGGGGAUUGUGAUCAAUCUGGAAUGGAAGCAGAUAAUGCAUCACUGAUGGUUAUUGAAGAGAAUACUAUAGUUGAAAGGAAUGAAGUUGAGGAGUCUAAUAGGUCUCAUUUGGGUAACGACAACUUAGUGAGCAAGUUGGGUCCAUCUCUUUUAUCUAGUGAAGACAAUAUGGCUUCUGAAGAUAAAGUUGAUGGAAAUUGCAGUAGCCAUGGAGCUGCUAAUUCUAGUUUGCCUGAGGUAUGUGCUUCAGCUGAAUUUAUUAGUGAAACACAUGCCAGGUGUCCUGUUUCAUCGUCCACAAUAGUUGAAUCCACAGAAACAUGCGAAAAAAAUGUAGUCCCCAGGCAGAGUGAUGACAAUUGUGAUAGAUAUGAUCAUGUUAUUGAGCAAAAGGAGAAAGUAGAAUUACCUUCUGAUGGUAGUGACAUGAAUAGAAUCAUAGAUAAAGGGGUUGGAACCUCAUCUCUUGCUCAAGGUAGCACAGGAUCUGAGUUAAUAGUUUUAAAAUCUCAAUCAGAUUCUACUGCUGGAAGUGAAUCAGUGUCCUCUGAAAAAGGCAUUGCUGUAGAUGCAGUUAUUGAUCAUAAAAAUGUUGAAGUUGCACCUUUACCUGCAGUAUUUACUUCUUCAGACAAGGAGGAAGAAAUUGCUACUAAGAUUUCUACAAAAGCAAGUUUCUCUAACUGCAAGGCAUCUUCUCAAGCGACAGCUGGAGUGGAUCCUGUUUCUGAAUCUGAAAAUGCUUCUUCUGGUGCUGCUGUACAGAUGCCAUCCGUGUCAGUUGAUCAUUCUUUGUUAGCAGCAGAUGCUAGUGACACAAAAGUCCAAGUUGAGCCUCAAGAAGUAGUAAUUGAAAAAGUCGACCAGGAGCGCUCCAAGGAUAAAGAAUUGUGUCAACCUCUUGGUGAUUCAACUGCAAACAAGGGAGACAGCACUGAAGCAGUAGUAAAAGUAAACAGUGAAAAGGAGCCUAAAAAUGCUUCAGAAGUAAACAAUGAGAAGCUUGAACCUGAGCCUUCAGCCUUGGAGGAACCUUGCCACAAUACCUGCCAAAAAGGUGAGGAGGAAAACAGUGUCAUGCUAUCUGGAGAUAAGAAUUCUGCGCAAGUUGCUGUUCCAAACACCAAUGUAGUACAUGAGGUUAGUGCUGAUCUUGACAAGCCAAUGGGUGAUUCCCCUAUUGUAAUCAAGACAACUGAGCUUUCUCAUGAUGGAAGUAACAAGGAGGGAAUCAAAAAAUUGCCUGAUCAUAGUGUUUCCGUUUCUGAGGUAACUGAUAGCAGUGCCACCAAGGUGCAGUUUGCUUCUCAGGAACCAAAUCAAAAUGAUGCUUCUAAAGAUGAGAGUAGCUUCACGUUUGAGGUUACUCCACUGGCGAAUUUGCCUCAAAAAGAUGCUCAGAAAUGGCAGCCCUUUUCACAUAUGGGGGCUAGCAAAGCAUCUCCGAUUGUGGAUGAAUCUACUUCAAGCUCUGGGUUAGGCCAAUUAGAUCCCAAGAUAUCUCCAAAUCUUUCUCAUGGAAGUCCGAAGGUUUCUCGGGUAACUACUGGACGUGCUGGUUCUAAAAGUAAUUCUGAGCGUAAAACAAGACGAUCUUCAGGUAAGACGACAGCAAAAGAAACGGGUAAGAAGGCAAACCCUAUUAAAGAAACAUCUUCUAUGAGAUUAGAAAGAGGGGACAAAACAGCUAGUGUUUCCCUUAGCCCAUCUGGCGUUUCACAACUUGUGCAAUCCAGUGAGAUGCAACGCUAUGUGCAUAUCGAUUCCAAUAGUGUGAAACCGUUUGUUCUCGCAACAUCAACUUCUGGCCUGCCGGAUUUAAAUUCUUCAGUUUCUCCGGUUCCAGUGUUUCAGCAACCUUUUACAGACUUACAGCAAGUGCAAUUGCGUGCUCAGAUAUUUGUUUAUGGAGCGUUAAUUCAAGGAACCGCACCUGAUGAAGCAUACAUGAUAUCUGCAUUUGGAGGACCUGAUGGUGGUAAGAGUAUUUGGGAGAAUGCCUGGCGCUCAUGUAUAGAAAGGCUUCAUGGUCAAAGAUCACCUCUGAUAACCCCUGAGACCCCUCUGCAGUCUCGUCCAGGUGCUCGAGCUCCUGAACAAUCAAUCAAACAAAAUUCAGUUCAAAGUAAAGUAGUCUCACCUGCCAGUCGAGGUAGCAACAAGGGUACACCAACAAUUGUGAAUCCUAUUGUACCUUUUUCUUCACCACUUUGGAGUAUGCCUACUCCGGGUGACACUCUGCAAAACAGCAUGCCUAGGGGUCCUGUUAUGGAUUAUCAGCGAGCACUUUCUCCUUUGCAUCCUCAUCAAACUCCAGCUAUCAGGAAUUUUGUUGGGCAUAACCCUUCUUGGCUAUCUCAGGGCCCUUUUGGUGGUCCUUGGGUUGCUUCUCCACAAACUACUACUCUUGAGACGAGUGGUCGUUUCUCUGUGCAAUUGCCUAUCACUGAACCUGUUCAAUUGACACCUGUAAAAGAAUCAUCUCUGCCCCAUUCCUCUGUUGCAAAGCCCACUGGUCCUGUGGCUCAGACUGGAGCCUCUGCUACUGUUUUUGCUGGGACUUCUUCUGCACUUGAUGUGAAAAUGGUUACUGCAUCAUCUGGUCAAACUUCUGCUGAUCCAAAGCCUAGAAAAAUGAAAAAGUCAUCAGUUUCUGAGAAUCAUAGGCAGAAUAUUUUGCCACCUCAACCUCAAGUGGAAUCAGUUAUUUCUUCUGCUGUUAUGAGUCCUAUGACUAGUCCUAUUGCCAUUGCAACUCCUGCCAGCUUUGUUUCUAAAGCCCCUACGGAGAAAUUCAUUACCUCUGUAACUCCUACAUCUGCUGUGGAUCUUAGGAAAGGUGAGCAGAAUGCAGAACCUAGGGCAGUUUUGUCAGAGGAGACCCUUGGUAAGCUAAAGGAGGCUAAGGUGCAGGCAGAGAACGCUGCUGCUCUUGCUGCUUCUGCUGUUAGUCAUAGUGAGGAAAUAUGGAAUCAGUUGGAUAAGCAGAGAAAUUCAGGGUUGUCACUGGAAGAUGAAACCAAACUAGCUUCUGCAGCUGUUGCAAUAGCAGCUGCGGCUGCUGUUGCUAAGGCGGCAGCUGCAGCUGCCAAGGUUGCAUCAAAUGCUGCAUUGCAGGCAAAACUGAUGGCUGAAGAAGUAGUUUCUAUUGGUAAUCAGAAUCCUUGUGAAGUCAACGUUAUUUCUGUUUCUGAUGGAAUGAAAAAUUUGGGCAAGGCUACUCCUGCAUCCAUCUUGAAGGGUGAUGAUGGAACAAACAGUUCCAGUUCAAUCCUUGUUGCUGCAAGAGAGGCAGCUAGAAGGAGGGUUGAAGCUGCUUCGGCUGCAUCAAAACAAGCUGAAAAUAUGGAUGCCAUUGUAAAAGCUGCUGAGCUGGCUGCUGAAGCUGUCUCUCAAGCGGGGAAAAUAGUAGCUAUGGGCGACCCUUUGUCGUUGAGUGAACUAGUAGCAGCUGGUCCAGGGGGUUAUUGGAAAGUAUCACAAGUAACUUCUGAGCUGGUUUCAAAAUCAAAUCAGAUUGGUGGAGAAAAUGUAAAUGUGGACUGUCGUGGAGAUCCAGAUACUUCUGCCAGGCAGUUAAAAGAGGUUCUAUCUGAUAAGAAAGAGAAUCAGGUCUCUAACGUUGGGAAGUCACCUACUUCUACAGAGAUAAUUGGUGAGGACCUUGGGAGAUUGGUGGAGGGCUUGUCAGGUUCUGGUGCAACCACGAUAAAAGAUGGUAAAGCGCAAAAAGGUCGCAAGGCAUCUGAUUUGGCUAAAACCAUUGGGGUGGUUCCUGAAUCUGAGAAUGGAUCCAGAUCAAAUGUUCAGAAUGAGCAUGGAAAUCAAGAAUUUUUGAAAGAGAAUAGCAUUAAGGAGGAUUCCUGUGUUGAGGUUUUCAAGGAUGGGAGUGGAUUUAAAGCCGCCUGGUUUUUAGCUGAUGUUUUGAGUCUAAAAGAUGGGAAGGCUUAUGUGCGCUACAGUGACCUUACAUCAAGUGAAGGCUCAGGAAAGCUAGAGGAGUGGGUGCCACUUGAAGGUGAAGGAGAUGAGGCACCCAAAAUACGUAUUGCCCGUCCUAAGACUGCCAUGCUAUUUGAAGGAAAGAGGAAGAGGAGGAGAGCUGCAAUAGGGGACCAUAAUUGGUCUGUUGGUGAUAGAGUUGAUGCAUGGAGAAAAGAAAGCUGGUGGGAGGGAGUUAUAACUGAAAUGAACAAGAAAGAUGAGGCUGUAACUGUCAAUUUUCCUGCUCAAGGAGAAACUUCAGUACUUAAAUCGUGGGAUCUUCGGCCUUCUCUCAUAUGGAAAGAUGGUGAAUGGAUUGAAUGCUCCAGUGCAGGAGAGAACAGACGAUCACCUCAUGGGGGUGAAACUCCUCAAGAGAAGCGACAACGGGUGCGAAGCCCUGCAGUGGAGGCCAAGGGAAAGGAUAAGGCUUCAAAAAGUAUGGAUGUGAUGGAAUCUGAUAAAUCUGAUGAUCCAACAUUAUUAGAUUUAUCUGUUGAUGGAAAACUAUUCAAUGUUGGCAAGAGUACUAAAGAUGAUAAUAGGCCUAAUGUGCUGAGAAUGACAAGGACUGGGUUGCAGAAGGAAGGAUCGAGAGUGAUUUUUGGUGUGCCCAAGCCUGGAAAGAAAAGGAAAUUUAUGGAAGUUAGCAAGCAUUAUGUUGCAGAUGGGAGCAGUCAAAUGAAUGAAGCAAAUGAGUCGGUCAAAUUCACAAAAUAUUUGAUGCCUCAAGGAGGCGGACCCCGAGGAUGGAAAAGUACUGCAAAAACUGAAUCAACUGAUAAACGAGCAGCCUUGUCCAAGCCCAAAGUGCUGAAGUCUGGAAAACCACAAAAUGUUUCCAGUAGAACAAUUCUUCAGAAGGACAACCUAUCAACCUCUGCAGUUUCUGCUCCUGAUGAUAGUGCUAGUACAGAUCAUAGCACAAAGACCAAGGAUUCUGUAAACCGUGUUGAGAACACUUUGGAAAAGCAGAACCCGAUGGGCUUUCAAUCAUUUUCUAGCUCUGAUGGGGCUGCAGAGGGUCCAAUCUUAUUUUCUGCGCUUCCUCUUCCAUCUGAUACUGUUUCUUCUAAGAAAAUGUCUAAUUUAAAUGCUAAAGCUGAGCUUAUAAGCAAAGGAAAACUUGCCUCUGCUGGUGGAAGGUUGAAUAAAAUUGAGGAGGGCAAGACUUGGAAUGGUAAUUCUGCAAAAUCAACCUCUGAUCCUGUUGAGCCUCGUAGGUCUAAUCGCAGAAUUCAGCCGACAUCAAGGCUAUUAGAAGGGCUGCAAAGCUCACUGAUGGUUUCAAAAAUUCCAUCCGUGGCACAUGACAAAAGCCAUAAAAGUAGAACCGCUUCUAAAAGCAGGGAAUAACCAUGGGUAAAAAGAGAUCCCAGGAAAAUGUUGGAUCCAUUACAAAGAAGCUUGAUGGUCAGUGGAACACACUCAAAAGUAGUUUGUGUAUAUUUAUAAUAGGGGAGAUAGCUAGGAAUGGAAAUUCUUGCUUCCUUGGGUUUUAAUUAUGAAAUGUAGUUGGUAGAUGUUCAUAUCAAUUUUAGUGUAUUCACAAAUUAUGAUUUAAUCUUCCUAGGCAUUUUGCCUUAAUAGGUUGUAUAUGGAAAUUGUCCAUGUAGUUUGGGUUGAAAUUUCAGGAAGCUUUUGCAGAUGAGAUUAUCACCCUUUUAUAUUUUUCUUUUAGAUGGUCAUUUUUCUAAUCAAUAAGCACACUUUUGUUGUCUACCGGUUCAGACUAAAA
Messenger RNA from Jatropha curcas, 7113 nucleotides. RefSeq names its product G2484-1 protein. NCBI's taxonomy places the organism in Eukaryota, Viridiplantae, Streptophyta, Magnoliopsida, Malpighiales, Euphorbiaceae. The record is from RefSeq and is a predicted model, not a curated record.